Salvelinus namaycush (lake trout) is the source of this 5452-nucleotide messenger RNA. Its product is annotated as zinc finger and BTB domain-containing protein 18.2-like. Gene Ontology annotation, molecular function: RNA polymerase II cis-regulatory region sequence-specific DNA binding; DNA-binding transcription factor activity, RNA polymerase II-specific; protein binding. The transcript is spliced from 3 exons. The coding region runs from base 156 to 1643 and encodes 495 amino acids. The record is from RefSeq and is a predicted model, not a curated record. Gene Ontology annotation, cellular component: nucleus. NCBI's taxonomy places the organism in Eukaryota, Metazoa, Chordata, Actinopteri, Salmoniformes, Salmonidae. Gene Ontology annotation, biological process: regulation of transcription by RNA polymerase II.
UGACACACAGCACUGAGUGCAGCUUGCCUGCCUGGGUCGAACUGAGCUAAAGAAACGACAGGAGAAGCUGCGAACAUCUGGCCUAACAUCAUGAAAGGACGUCGGAACAUUUAGAAAAAUACGGUGACUUGGCAAAUAUCUGUUAUGAAGGAAGAAUGGAGUUCCCAGACCAUAGCCGUCAGUUGCUGCAGUGCCUGAGUCAGCAGCGUCACCAAGGUUUCCUCUGUGACUGCACUGUUCUCGUUGGGGAGGCGCGAUUCAAAGCACACAGAGCCGUGCUGGCCUCAUGCAGCAUGUACUUCCAUCUCUUCUACAGGGACCAGCCAGACAAAAGGGACGUUGUGCAUCUGAACAGUGACAUUGUGACAGCCCCGGCUUUCAGUCUGCUCCUUGAGUUUAUGUAUGAGGGGAAGCUGGAAUUCAACACUCUGCCAGUGGAGGAUGUCCUGGCUGCGGCCAGUUACCUUCACAUGUAUGAUAUAGUGAAAGUGUGCAAAAGCAAGCUGAAAGAUAAGGAACUAUCCACCCUGGAUGAGAAGGUUAGCGAGGGGAUAACACUGGAGAACUCCUCAGACAGCGAGCUGCACAGCAAGCAGCCAGGGCCAGGCCGGCGACAGACACGGACACAGCAGCCGCACCAGAGAGCCCCCCCGGGAGAGGAGUUUCACAUGGACAACAGCAAAGUCAGGCUGGCUGUCACAGAUUGUGAUAGGUCUGCACAGAGCAGGCAGAAGGCAAAUGGUCACCCUGGCAGGUCCCCGGACCUUGUAGGUGUCAAUUACGUGUCAGCAGAGGCCGAGCCCUGCGUCCAAACAGCUGGAAAAACAAAAGCUGAUGUCAGUAGUUCCACAGUAUUGCUGUCCCAGAGGUCCCGGGCUUCAGAUGACAUGGACUGUGCUCUGGAUUUGUCUUUCAAGCCACUGUCUAGCAGAGAUCCCUUACACCCCUCCUAUGUCUCAGGACAGCUGGCCCUCGACAGCCAGCAGCAGGGCACUGAGCCACUUGUUAAAGACGAACACGACUUGCUGUCAGAGCAGGAGGACAGUGAGCCGAUGAGCCCGGAGAGCCAGCGCUUUGGGAAUAGUGCCAGGAGCUCAGUGGUGACAGGGUUCACUGCCCUCUUCCCAGGCAACAACGGCUCCACGGCGAGGAGGGGGAGGCUGCUGGGGGACAGUGAGGAGGAGGAUGACCUGGCCUCCUCGGACAUCUCCACUUCCAGUGGGGUGCUCCUGCCCCCGGGGCAACAGGUGUGUGUGUGCCCACUCUGCAGCAAAGUGUUCCCCAGUCCCCAUGUGCUCCAACUGCACCUCAGCUCGCACUUCCGCGAGAAGGACGGGGCGCGCUCCAAGCUCUCCCCUGACGGCUCUGUUCCCACCUGCUCACAGUGUGGCAAGACCUUCUCCUGCAUGUACACCCUGAAGCGGCAUGAGCGCACACACUCUGGCGAGAAGCCGUACACCUGUGGCCAGUGCGGCAAGAGCUUCCAGUACUCUCAUAACUUGAGCCGGCAUGCCGUGGUUCACACACGUGAGAAGCCUCAUGCCUGCAAGUGGUGUGAGCGGCGCUUCACCCAGUCUGGGGACCUGUACCGCCACAUCCGCAAGUUCCACUGUGGCCUUGUCAAGACCCUCGCCAUUGGAUAAACCCCUCUCACCAGUGCCAUGAAAUAAGACAGAGUAACGUUUUAUUACUCCCUGAGUACUACUGCGUAUACUUUUCUAGUUAUACAUAUUCACAAAUGAAUAAUGACAUAUCCUUUUGGAAUUCUACUCUGUGGCAUUUCUUAAGUUAAAUUGUAGCAACUUUAGAAUGCACAAAACUGGAUUUCACUGGAAAGAUGUUGGGCUUUGACAUUGGCCUAUAUGAUUUAGUUGCACAAAACUAACAUUCUUUUCAACUCAAGCUGGAUGUACUGUAUGUUAAAGGUGGACAAAUCAGUUGCACUUGUCUAUUUCUGUAUUGGUACUGCUGAGCUGGAUGAAGAGUGUUCUGCUGAAACAUUUCUAUGUACAUACCUUAUGCGCAAGGAAAUUCUAGCACAAUAUCCUGAAUGGAUGAACAACGUCUGAGUAGUGCACAUGGGGAAGGAGAAACAAAAACCGUCCAAGAGUAGCAGUAUAUUUUCUUUUUUAAAUCCAACCUUAUUUAUUAGUCUACUUGCUUAACAGGAACAAAUAUCAAAAGGCACUGAAAAAAUAUUUGAAGUUGGAAUACUGGAUUUUUUUUGAGGGGUAGCUAGUAUUUACAUUUUCUUUAUGGUAGGGAUGAAGCAGACCACAUAAAUAAUGUUACCUAGAAUAGAGGACUAAAAGAAAGAUGAGUGGCAAGGGUUUUUAAUAUCAUAGUAAAAUGGAGCUUGUCCUGAAGGAAUUACUUUUUUGCUGCACUGGCCUUUCAAUGUUCAUCACAGCUUGCUUAGAAUCAGGCUGCUGAAUGAACAUUAGAAGUGAAUUGUAUUAUCACCUUUACACUCUAGCAUGAUGCAUACAGUUUCACUAUGAAGUGAAAGAAUGCCCGUAUCACUGGUGCCUACUGAUAUUCUUGACACUCCUGCUGUUCUCAGGCAAGCAUGGGACCUCUUGCCAUCAAUACAACUAAUCUAUAGGCCUUCAAAAACGUGGUUAGCACUUUCUGUUUACAGUGCAUUAAUACCAGGAAAUAACUUGGUCACUCUGUGAUAGUAUGCCAGUUGACUAAUCAGUGUACUUAGAAAAAUGUAAUAAAUGUGCCAUAAAUCAAGCUUUUAUUGAUUACCAGUUGACUUCUAUUUAGUAAGUCCAAUUUCUGGGUUAAUUUUCUGUAUUUCGGCACUGUAAAAGAAAGGGUAACCACGUGAAUAUUCCAUUACUGUCCAUGUAAUAAUGCUGGAGGCAUGCCCCGAUAGACAGGGCAGAGAGUGGGUGAGGUGGUAAAUAUAUACUCUGUGUGCCUCAGUGCUUCUCUGAGGAGAUGGUGUACUGUGGAUAUCUUGUCGCCACGCUGUUCUUUCAUCAGAACUUCAUCAGUUUAUUUUGCCCCUUGCAUUUACUCUUAUACUGUCCUAUCUAUUUUUCUGUUAAUGUUGAAGUACUACUGAUAAUGUUUGAGUGAAACCUUUGGUGAAACUUAGCUUGACAGAGUCCUUGGACAGAAUAUGUACUUUGAGCCUGUUAUGUGUUGGAAGGGUUUCAUUGUAGUUGGGUUCAAUUUGAUGCUAUACAUAUGGAUUCCUACAAGGUGAGUAGCACUAAAAGUCCAAGAAAUUAGUUUAAUCUGUCCUGAGAAGACUUGAUCAGAAUUAUUUAUUAGUUUAACUUGGUUCAGGGUUUACUUUAGGUGUGAUCUGUUAAGAUGAGCUAAUUUCUCUAAGCUUGAAAGACUGUUGAUGUCUUGCCUUGGUAUUGGGGAUGUUUUUAUUACUUUCUGCAAAUCCUGUUACUGUAAUGAAUUGGUCUGUUAAUGUAUCUUACACAGAAUUCUUAAAUUAAGUAUUCAAGAUUUGUCUCACCAACCGUAGCGAAGCACUUGUUUUGAGCAUGCAUAUAGUUUCAACACUGAUAUUGUCUAGGCUGCUAUUUCUUACUAUUUGUAUAUUUAAUGUAAAUAUAUAUUCUAUUUAUCAGUGUUGUUUCUCUUUAUUACAAGAACACAUGUAGAGUUGAGAAAGCAAGGUGUCUUACGAAGGCUUCAAUCUCUUAGGGAAGAGUUUAAUAUCUUCCCUCCCCCUUGAUUUGGGCUUCCUUUUCCUGUCACUCCAGUGAAUUUGGUUUCCUUUUUAUAUUUAAGGUCUCAUAGGCCAUCUCUUCACUACAUAUCAGAAAAGGGAAUAAUAUUGCUAUGACUGCUGUUUCAGCAGAGGAAGCAGUUAUUCACAAGCCCAAACACACUGAUUAUGGUAUAGAAUAUCUAUAGAAAUCCUACAAUACGAACAUUGUUCUCCUGUCCCAGGUAGUUCUCAAGGGAUAAUUUUGCAUCUCUGCUUUCGCUGUGAGGGAAAAAGUCAGCAUGAGUCUCUCUUUGCACUUUUCGUAUUGAAUGGAGCCAUUGGAAUGUGAGAAAUGCAUUUAGCAAUGGGAGAUCUGGGAGACAGUAAACAGGUGCAUUGUCUGGAGGCAUCAAAGAACAGCCCUCAAUUCCCAGCAUGCAUUAGAUAAGUGCUUCAUUGUUCUUUUAUGUGGAGAGGAUACCACAGUGACUCCAUAGCAUCUUAAUCAACACAAUCUCUCUUUAAUUGUUGAUGUUUCAAGAACCUGUUUGAUUUGAGGUAUUGCAACACUGAUUAAUCUGAUUUUUAUAAUAGGAAAAGUAGUAUGUAGGUAGUAUUUAUUAACAUCCAGUUAUACCUAUUUCAUCAUCCUCCCACUGGAAUGAGUUUCCCAAUAUUUCAUGAAGCUGUGUGUUUUCAGAAAUGUCAUGUAGUGUUAACAAUGAGUGGUAUUUCAAUCAAAACACAGGAAUGUAGAUUCAUUCGUGUAUUUUUCUCACUUUUGAAAUAAUUUUUUUUGCAUGAUGCCGUUGAAACAAUGAUUUAUUGUUUUUCUCAUGUACACAUGCAGCUGUGCAGGGUUAGAAAACUAUGUAAAAUCUUCUCGCUGGUUUCUCAGUCAUUUAUUUAUAUCUCCAGGAUCAUCACAGAAUGUGCCUUGCAGACACAAGUGUUGCACCUGGAGUUGCCCUUUUUGUACACUGUAAGUUUGCCACAGACUGCUGUGAUGACCAUACAAACUUCUGUUAAUUAUUUAAAUUUAUUCAUGGUAUCAAAAUGUCAACAAAGCCCAUUGUUUUGAAAUCUUUGUAAAAGUUUUUAAUCAGGAAUUCAAUGUAAUGUUAAGCAAACUGAACGCAGUUAUUUGUUUUGUUUGGCUCUAAGCCAAGUCCAUGUUUAGGAUUGAACCUAAUUGUGUUCCAUAUGAUGUCAUGUUUAAUGUGAAACACUGAGAGAUAGAUUUAAUUUAUGUUUGAAAACUCAUGCCGGUGCUCCUGAUCGUGGGGUUAUGUUUUCCUAAUUCAUGCUAUAGGAUUUUACGGUCUAGAACUGAGUAUUAGGUUACAUUUAAUACUGGAAUUGUGUCUUUGGCAGGUUAAGACUGUGAAAUUGUGUGUAAUCAUGAGAAAUAUUUAUUCAAUUGUUUCUUGUGCAACAUUUGUCUCAAUUUUGAUUUGUAAAAUGAAAGAUGCUACUAAGUGUCAAUGGACAUCUUUUUAAUAGAAUUUUUAGAAGUGCCAUUAGAAUGUAAUAAUUUUUUAAUAAGAAAGGUAUAUUUUAUAGUAAUCAAUUGCUUCUGUGUUAGUGGUUUAUAGAUUAGGGGACAAUCUUAUGCAGAAUUGACAUUGUAGAACUCGAGGCAAUUUAUUUCUGUUUUGUUUGCGCUUUCUGAGUGUUUGUGUGUGUGCGUGCUGUGGAGAUGUGACAAUCUUGAGUUAGGUCUUUUAUUAAAAUUAUGCAUAGAUUAAACAGAACCCUUUUCUGUGA